Molecule: messenger RNA, 751 nt
Organism: Triticum dicoccoides
Lineage: Eukaryota; Viridiplantae; Streptophyta; Magnoliopsida; Poales; Poaceae
Exons: 1
Coding region: 87-515 (142 amino acids)
Source: RefSeq, a predicted model, not a curated record
CAAUUGUGUAGUACGUGCGUGUUUUGCCACGCAAACGCAGUACGCACACUUUUGCCGUCUACUUGGCAGAUCUUCGCCCUCCUUUCAUGAGCUCGAGUAUGCAGGAAGGGAUGACAAGCAGUUUAGCUCAAGGAUCCUCUCGAGGGAGCGUCGUGGCCGCCGGGGCGUCCUUCAGGGUGUACUACAGCCUCGGCGCCGGCACCGUGCCGUUCGUCUGGGAGACCAAGCCCGGCACGCCCAAGCGCCCCAUCGACCAUGUCGCUGGCACCGACGACGCGCUACCGCCAAUCACGCCGCCGCCGUUGUACCAGUCCAAGACCAUGAGGAGGUGCACGAGCACAAGGAAGUCAUCUUCUUGCUGGCCUCCGCGGAUGACGAGCUGGCUGAACAUCAGGACCCGCCAUCGUCGUCCAAUCGCGACACCCGGCCUGCACCAGAACGCGGCGUCGAUGAUCAACGGCUACGGCGGCGGCGUGCCAUCCUUGGGUGCUUCUGAGCCCGGCAUGGACAAUUAGAUGUACGUACGCCUAGUUAAAAGGUCGAUUGACUGGCUGCUGCACCGGCCCCUUUCCGGUGUUGUUUGAGUAUAUAGUUUUUUUCAGGGUUUUGUUUUAGUAUAGUUUGAGUGGUACAUAUGUAUUGUGGUGUUUGUGCUGGGCCUUUAAUUUUCAUUUCUGUGGUUUAAUUCUACUCGCUCUGUCCCAUAAUAUAAGAGCGUUUUUACAAUAAUGUCAAAAACAUUUUUAUAUUA